AUGCCCUCCAGCAUCACACAGCCAUCGCCUGCCCCUACCUUCAAUCCUGUGAAUGGCAUGGCGUUGGUGCGAGCACCAGACAUGGAACCUGCUGUGGCGGUUUUCGGUCCGUCGGAUAUUGCCAGAAACUUUGGCGAAGUCUUGCACAUGACCGAAACGUAUGCCUAUGCGCACGUCAACACACCGAGCACUCAGAAGGACAACGCGAUGCCUCAAGAGGUGAAACAGCGGCUCCUGAACGCGGCGUCGACCACAUCCGCGUUCCAGUUCAUGCAAACUCCAUUCACUCGCUACAUGCUUGUGAACAAGGUCAUGCUGCAAUUCGUCAUCCGGACCGUUCUGAAGCACGACACGUUUGCUGGCUUCGACCCUCGUGUUGACCAGGCGAUGGAGAAUUGCAAGAACCAGAUGUACCAGACUACGCCAGCGCAAGUCAAGUACCAGCUUCUUGCGACUAUGGCGGAACAAGUCAGAACCAUCAAGGCGCACCCCAACUUCCCGGCAUUCGUCCAAAGCAUUGCUCGCAGCCGCGGCAACGAGCUAUGGGGCAUCCUCAAACCGAUGAUGCACCAGAAGACGUCUCGCGACUGGGAGGACUUGUACGAACUGAUGCUCAAGGCCCACGAGCUCGCUGAGAUGAUGUACUCUGGCUCCGAGGAGUACAAGUUCGACUUUCCAGUCAUGGGCCAGCGGUUUCAGCAGGCGAUCAUGGAGCCGCGCGACCCUUACCGAAACAUCCUGACUCCUGACCAACUCGAGCAAUUGGGAGCCACCGUCAGACUUGGGAUGACUCCGCUCAUCACUUCCCGCACUAGCACCGCGGCUGGAUACGUCAACUCGACCCAGGUCAUGAAGGCAUUCGUGUUGUUGAAGACGGAUAGGUGA
Molecule: messenger RNA, 885 nt
Organism: Cladophialophora yegresii CBS 114405
Lineage: Eukaryota; Fungi; Ascomycota; Eurotiomycetes; Chaetothyriales; Herpotrichiellaceae
Exons: 2
Coding region: 1-885 (294 amino acids)
Source: RefSeq, a predicted model, not a curated record